GAGAUGCAGCUUUGGUAUUUCACACAUCAAGUAGAGUCUUAUUAGGCGAAGUUAGUGAAACGAUAAGUAUCUGGCUCUAAUGGCGCAAAACUCAACUGGAAAUUCACUCAUAAAGUUCCUGAAGCAUAUUAAUUUCAAGAAUACCAUCAAGAAACACUACUCAAGCACACUUAAUUUAGAGAUUAGGCAUGAUGCUUACCAAGAAGGUGACCUGAUCUUUGCACCUUUGAACAACGAUGUCUAUCAGCUGGCCAAGAUCAUCUCCUGUAGAGUUAUCGAGGACUUCUCUGAAUCAGCCAAGGAAGGAGAAGAUCUUGAGUAUUAUGUCCAUUUUGAAGGCUACAAUAGGCGAAAUGACAAAUGGGUGCCCCACAAGUUGAUUUACUGAGAUUCUGAAGAGGUAAACCGCCAACAAAUCAUGAGAAGAGACAUCCAGACCCAGCAAGAUCAGGAGGAAGAGUUCCUCCCGAAUGAUGAAGACGCAGGCAUGGAUGACAAAAGUAUCAAAGCUCAUGAGCAAUCAACCAUGUUUCGUACCAUCGAGUGGGUCCAAAUUGGAACCCAUAAGUGAGAAGCAUGGUAUUUCUCGCCUUAUCCUGAAGAAUACCACAAACUUGACUGCUUGUUCAUCUGCCAUUACUGCUUGAGCUACUUCCAGUGAGACGAAGAUAUGGAGAGACAUUCCCAAAGAUGUGACUCUCGCUACCCUCCAGGACAUGAGAUCUACCGAGAUGAUAAAGUAUCUGUCUUCGAAGUAGACGGCGCCAAAGAACCGAUCUACUGAGAGAAUCUCUCGCUUGUCUCCAAACUUUUCCUUGAUCACAAAAACUUGAGUUAUGAGCUUUCACCAUUUCUGUUCUACUGCCUCUGAGAAUACAAUGAUGAAGGGUAUCAAAUAGCUGGGUACUUUUCAAAAGAGAAAGAUUUCUCGAAGCCAACCGAUACAGACAGCUUUUCGCCAGAGAAAUUCGAAAAGGAGAGAAACUACAACAACUUGUCAUGCAUCCUUGUCUUUCCCUUCCAUCAGAGAAAGGGAUACGGAAAGUUCCUCAUCUCAUUUAGCUACGAGUUGGGAAUACUUGAGGGAAGGCAAGGAACUCCAGAGACACCGCUGUCGGAUCUUGGACACAGGACUUAUAUCUCAUGGUGGACUUUCAAGCUCCUUACCUUCCUCAAACACUUCUCUGGAGAAGAGAUUUCUGUCAGUGAUAUCUCACAACAAACAGGCAUUUUGCAGUCAGACAUAAUCAAGCUUUUUGAGUCCUUCAAAAUAUUAAGAUAUCAACAAGGAGAUCAUUUCUUAGUAACGCCAAAGAGGUUGCUGAAAACUCUUAUAAAGAAGGCUGGGAAUCCAGGUCAUCCUGUUAAUCCAGAGCUGAUCCAUUGGGCUCCUUUUGAAUUUUAUUAA
Messenger RNA from Moneuplotes crassus, 1408 nucleotides. Lineage: Eukaryota; Ciliophora; Spirotrichea; Euplotida; Euplotidae. The record is from the annotation of a GenBank genome assembly.